Xiphias gladius (swordfish) is the source of this 1696-nucleotide messenger RNA. Its product is annotated as wiskott-Aldrich syndrome protein family member 3-like. NCBI's taxonomy places the organism in Eukaryota, Metazoa, Chordata, Actinopteri, Istiophoriformes, Xiphiidae. The transcript is spliced from 11 exons. Gene Ontology annotation, cellular component: cytoskeleton; SCAR complex. The coding region runs from base 100 to 1611 and encodes 503 amino acids. Gene Ontology annotation, molecular function: protein kinase A regulatory subunit binding; actin binding; Arp2/3 complex binding. The record is from RefSeq and is a predicted model, not a curated record. Gene Ontology annotation, biological process: actin cytoskeleton organization; positive regulation of Arp2/3 complex-mediated actin nucleation.
AGGGUCGGAGGAGUCCGCCGCCCGCAGCUCUGUGACGGACGAGCCUCAGCAGAACGAACCGCACACCGGAGUAGAACCCUCCUCAACCCGCGUUCAGCCAUGCCGUUGGUGAAGCGGAUUAUUGAACCCAGAUACUUGUGCCGUGGUACUCUGCCUGACGGGGUUGCCAGUGAGCUGGAAUGUGUGACCAACAGCACCCUGGCUGCUGUCAUCAAACAGCUCGGAGGACUCAGUCGUCAUGCCGAGGACAUCUUUGGUGAGCUGUUCACAGAGGCCAACAGUUUCUACCUGAGGAUGAACAGCCUGCAGGAGAGAGUGGACCUGCUUGCAGUGAAGGUUACACAGCUGGACUCCACCGUGGAGGAAGUAUCUCUGCAGGACAUCAACAUGAGGAAGGCUUUCAGGAGCAGCACUAUCCAGGACCAGCAGGUGGUAUCAAGGAGCUCCAUCCUCAACCCGGUGCUGGAGAUGUACCAACGCUGCGACAAACCCCCCCCCCUCAACAUCCUGACACCUUACAGGGAUGAUAAAAAGGAUGGGCUGAAGUUCUACACUGACCCAUCCUACUUCUUCAAUCUGUGGAGGGAAAAGAUGCUGCAGGCCACCGAGAACAAACGCAAAGAGAAGAGACGGCAGAAGGAGCAGAAGCAUGUGGAGGAGUCUUCAGGACGGGAGGUGAAGAAGGUUCGGAAAGCUCGUAACAGGCGGCAGGAGUGGAACCUGAUGGCCUAUGACAAGGAGCUCCGCCCAGAUGCUCGAGUGACACCAUCACCUUACCACACCUCAGACGGCUCAAUGUCACCUGACAGGUCGGGUAUGUCAGAUGACACCUCCUUCCCUGCCAGCCCCCACCACCAUGAUGCCCAGGGGCAUGAUGGGAAGGAUCACGUCAGUGUGGCAACUAGUGGAAGUGGUCAGACUCAGUCAUUGGACCGCGUUCUCCGACCCACCUCUGCGUCCUCUGCAGUUGCGGUGGCAACUGCCCGCCAGCACUCUCUGGGCCGCAACCAGCCGCAUCAUCACCACCACCACCCUCUACCUCUCGCUGGCUCAGCCAAUCAGAACGGAGCACGGACCAACGCUGCCAAGGAGGCCAAUGACCAUCAGAUCCCUCCGGCCCCUCCGCCACCCCCACCUCUCAUGCCGUCAGCGGGACAGAUGGGAUUCCCCAAAAGCUCCACCCAUACUGCUCCCAUGGCAACACCGCUGCACCCUGCAGCUGCUCCUGGUGGUUCUGCCACCCUCUCUCGUCCCUAUAGCCCCUCUCCUCCCCCGCCUCCCCCAGCCAACUAUGUCCCCUCCCCCUCCCGGCCCGGAGGCCAAGCCCCACCCUCGGCCACUGCUGCACCCCCAUUGCCCCCAGUGAUGGAUGGCAGGAAGCCUCCUGGCGGACCAAACGUGCCGACGAACGACGCCCGCAGUGACCUACUGGCUGCCAUACGCAGAGGGAUCCAGCUGAGGAAGGUUCAGGAGCAGCGUGAACAGGAGGAGGCCAAGAAGCGAGAGCCCACAGGAAAUGACGUCGCCACCAUCCUGUCACGGCGCAUUGCCGUUGAGUACAGCGAAUCAGAGGAGGAGUCCGAACCUGAGGACCAGGAGUGGUCCGACUGAGGAGAUGAGGAGGAAGCUCACAGUCUGACACUUCAUUAACACAAAGACGGACCCCGGAUCAGUCCUGACACGGUUGAAACGUAAA